This is a messenger RNA of Didymodactylos carnosus, 981 nucleotides long. NCBI's taxonomy places the organism in Eukaryota, Metazoa, Rotifera, Eurotatoria, Philodinida, Philodinidae. The record is from the annotation of a GenBank genome assembly.
AUGACACAGAUAUAUCACACUGUACCACAAGUGGAAGUUCUCAUGGGCGGCACCCGUUCAUCAUGCACGGAAACAUGUGAUUUUCAAUGGCUGCCAUCAUUGACACCAACACUUUCAAGUGUCUCACAAGCAUUAAUGACACUCUCAAUCGAUGGCACCGGAUUUAGCCCAAUUGCUAGUUCAAAUACGGUGCUUGUCGGAUCAGGCUCGUGCACAGUCACAGCAGCAACAACUACACGUUUAACGUGUACCAUCCCAGGGGCACCAACCGGAACAUAUCCAGUUAGCGUGAUUGUUGCUGGAAGUGGUCAAGCACUGAGCUCUGACACUUUCACAGCUACAAUCGCAUUACAAGUCACAUCAAUCAGUCCGAUUCGAGGUGGAGCAGGCGGUGGUUAUACGUUGACCAUUUCGGGAACAGAUUUUUCAUCCUUGUCUGCUGCACUUGUCGACAAUAACAUCUGCACAAAUCCAGAAGUUAUGAAUUACACCACUAUCACAUGUCUAGUACUAAGUACCGCAGCAAGUAGCAAUAGCGUGGUGGAUGUUGUUGUCCCAGAUUCAGGCAAUCAAAUAACCAUCACUGGCACCACAUUCAGAGUACUAGUUGGUACAACAUCUGCCGCGGUGACAAGCGCGUCAAGUACAAAUAUUAUAUUCACAGCUCCAACACUCGCUCCUGGCAUUUAUCCAUUGACAGUGAAUACAACAAAUGGCUUCGCUCGACCACAGUUUCAAAUCGAAUACCGCUUUUAUGACCAAGAAGUGACACCUAAUGUUGGUUCUCUCUAUAGAGGAUCAGACGUUUAUGUACAAGAUCAAGGCUUUGGUUCUAAUACAGUUGUGACUUUUGGAGCUGCGCCGUGCACAGUUCUAGAAGUAAACUUUACUCGAAUCCAUUGUAAAACAACAUCAGCGGCGCCUGCCGUUCUUCUAUGUCGCAUACUUUCACAACUGCACCAUCGAAUGCAUCAACAAUAA